Aspergillus pseudotamarii is the source of this 1401-nucleotide messenger RNA. Its product is annotated as URC4/urg3 family protein. NCBI's taxonomy places the organism in Eukaryota, Fungi, Ascomycota, Eurotiomycetes, Eurotiales, Aspergillaceae. The transcript has 4 exons. The coding region runs from base 41 to 1342 and encodes 433 amino acids. The record is from RefSeq and is a predicted model, not a curated record.
UACCACCCUUCAGAACUUAACUCACUUACUUCACCUCACCAUGACCAUAGAUACAGAAAUCAAGUACAUCCUCAGUCUCCAGGCUGUCCGUGAACGCGCUCACCGUGUGUUCCAACUUGCCGAGGCCAACCAAAUCAACCAUUUCGAGUAUCAUGAGGACCGCUUCGACGCCGCAGUUCAAUACGUAGCAAACAUCAUCAAGCGGGACUUUGGUCCGGACAAAUAUCAUCUGAUACCCCCUCACGGCCGGUGGCAGCACUUCGAAGUCGGUGGGACAGCCCGUAUAAAAGACCUUCUUGCACGAUGGGAAGCGGCUGGGUACGACAAGGAUGAACAAGCUCGGAGCCUAGUUGAUCUGUUCUUCGUCUCGGUUUUGCUUGAUGCUGGUGCAGGGGAUAAAUGGCGUUUUACCGAGCCGGGCAGUAAUACUGCCAUUGGCCGGAGCGAGGGCAUCGCGGUUGCGACAUUGCAUAUGUUCAACGAUGGCGAGUUUGCUCUUCCAGGGAGUGGGAGAAAAGAUGUUGUUCUAGGCGCCUCCCUCAAGGACUUCUCUGAGGCAACCUUAUCUCGGGGCUUCCAAAUCAACGACAAUAACCCGUUCGUCGGUGUUCCUGCAAGAGUCGAACUGAUCAAAUCUCUCGGUCGCUCAUUGCUCAACCUCCCUGAGAUUUUCGGCGACACCGGUCGACCUGGGAACCUUGUCGACUAUCUCAAAUCUCGCGCCGAUGAGUCCAACCGUCUCGAUUUCGAAGUAUUAUGGGAGACCCUGCAGAGCGUCCUCCUACCCAUCUGGCCAUCCUCUCGAACGCAGAUAGACGGCCACCCCGUUGGCGACGCCUGGCCUCUAAAGGUCUUGGCAGACGACUCCCAGAAGGCUGGUCGCCAGUCAAAGUGCUCACACAUCCAGCCCUUCCACAAACUCACGCAAUGGCUAGCAUAUUCGCUCAUGGUACCAUUUGAGCGCCUUCUCGGGGUGGAAUGGAAAAACGCGGAGAUUGCCACAGGACUUCCCGAAUACCGAAACGGAGGUUUGUUCGUUGAUUUAGGUGUGCUCACUUUAAAGAGCGAGAGUCUGCAGCGUGGAUUGGCGAAUUCAGGUAGCGCGUUGCCUGCGUUUGAGGCGACGAGCGAUGAGAUUGUUGAAUGGCGCGCUCUUACCGUGGCACUGCUGGAUAAGCUGCAUGUUGCGCUGGGGGGCACCGAGCUGGGGAAGGAGAAGUUGAGUCUUGCUCAGGUGUUGGAGUCGGGAUCGUGGAAGGCUGGGAGGGAGUUGGCGGCGGAGAACCGGCCGGAGACUAAGUCUAGUCCAAUCUUGAUUUUGGGCGAUGGGACGCUGUUCUAGGGCAGUGGUUAUUUAGGGGUCUUGGUAGGUUUGCAAGUCACUGGAUCGUUGCAAGUGAG